Messenger RNA from Raphanus sativus (radish), 1391 nucleotides. Its product is annotated as endonuclease 5-like. The record is from RefSeq and is a predicted model, not a curated record. Gene Ontology annotation, molecular function: endonuclease activity; nucleic acid binding. Gene Ontology annotation, biological process: DNA catabolic process. Lineage: Eukaryota; Viridiplantae; Streptophyta; Magnoliopsida; Brassicales; Brassicaceae. Bases 140 to 1045 code for a protein of 301 amino acids. The transcript is spliced from 10 exons.
ACCUAGGAAGCCGAAGCACAUGCUGAAGUAUUUUUAGUUUUUUUUAUGUCUAGAGAUCACACACACCCCAAUGUAGAGAUAGAGAGCAGAGCAGUUGAAGCAAAGCAGAGAAGCACAAAGAUCAAGGUUCUUUUUGAGAAUGAGGUUGUCGUUGAGACAGUGUUUUGCGAGUGUACUCGUGCUUACACAGCUUGUACAUGGAGCUCUAUGUUGGGGGAAGGAUGGUCAUUACACCGUCUGCAAAAUAGCCGAGGGAUACUUUGAGGAAGAAACUAUAGCUGCAGUGAAGAAACUUCUCCCUGAAUCGUCUCAAGGAGGAGGAGAUCUAGCAUCUUUUUGCUCAUGGCCUGAUGAAAUUAAACACUUCUCACAGUGGCAAUGGACUAGCGCUAUGCACUAUGUUAACACACCUGAAUACAGAUGCAACUACCGAUACUGUCGGGACUGCCACGACAGUCAUAUGCAAAAGGACUGGUGUGUUACAGGAGCAAUCUUCAAUUACACAAGGCAACUUAUGUCUGCUUCUACAAACUCACAGACUUUAGUCCAGUAUAACUUGACAGAGGCUCUCAUGUUCUUAUCACAUUAUAUGGGAGAUGUCCAUCAGCCCUUGCAUACUGGUUUUGGUGGAGAUCUAGGUGGUAACACAAUAAUAGUCCACUGGUACAAUCGCAAAACAAAUUUACACAAUGUAUGGGAUAACAUGAUUAUUGAAUCUGCUCUCAAAACAUAUUACAAUUCAAGUCUUCCAGUCAUGAUUCAAGCCCUUCAAGCCAAACUCACGAACGGCUGGUCUAAUAAUGUUCCGUCGUGGGAGUCAUGUAAACUUCACCAAACAGCAUGUCCAAAUCAGUAUGCAUCUGAAAGCAUACAUCUUGCAUGCAAGUAUGCUUAUAGGAAUGCCACCCCAGGAACUACUUUAGGAGAUGAGUAUUUCCUCUCUCGGUUACCCAUUGUAGAGAAGAGACUUGCACAAGGUGGGAUUCGCUUGGCGGCAAUUCUUAACCGCAUCUUUUCUGCAAAUACAAAGCUGGCCGGUGCAUGAAGCUAAGAAAAAAAGUUUCAUGGAGAACCACAAGUUAUCAUUGUGUCUCCUCCCUCCCAACUUACAAACACUGUUUUUCCAACUUUCAAGCGCUAGGCCAAGUUUACAGAGAUGCAAUCUUUUUGAGACUCUAAGCAUGAAACCAAAAUGUUUGGCCUAGUGGUAGUAGUACAAGAGGGUUGAUUGUUUAUGCCCCGAGUACAAACUACAAACCACCUUUGGUAUGGAUAAUUAUUCAUUAAAUUGGAAUAUUUCAACGUCAACUUCGGAGCUAGGAGAAAUUAUGAACCUAAAUCACGAAACUUCCACUCAGUGCCGUGCGAAGCGAAGACAAUUUUAAAAUCAG